Eutrema salsugineum is the source of this 1289-nucleotide messenger RNA. RefSeq lists its product as uncharacterized. The transcript is spliced from 3 exons. The record is from RefSeq and is a predicted model, not a curated record. NCBI's taxonomy places the organism in Eukaryota, Viridiplantae, Streptophyta, Magnoliopsida, Brassicales, Brassicaceae. Bases 129 to 1145 code for a protein of 338 amino acids.
GAUCCUUGUUUGGUUGCCCAGAAAAUCAAAGAGGAAAAAAAAAGUGGAGCUUUGUUGUUUGUGGCAGAAGAAUCAUGGCUUUCUUUGCGUGCUAAACAUUCAGUGACCAAACUUCGUUUUAAGCAAUCAUGAGAUUCAAGAAGGGAACUAAAGUGGAAGUGUUGAGCAAAUCAUCGGUUCCAGCUGGUGCUUGGCGAUCUGCAGAGAUAAUAUCGGGAAAUGGGCAUUAUUACACGGUCGCGUAUGAUAGUGAAGCUGGUACAGAGAGGGUACCGAGGAAGAGUAUGAGGCCUGAGCCUCCUCCUUUACAAGUCCUGGAUUCUUGGGCUCCUGGUGACAUUCUUGAGGUUUUCGAAAACUGUUCGUGGAAGAUUGCAGUCGUUUCCAAAGUUUUGGAAAAAGAUUGUUUCUUGAUUAGAUUACUUGGUUCCUCACUGAAGGUCAAGGCAAACAAAUCCGACAUUCGGGUUAGACAAUCUUGGCAAGAUAACGAGUGGAUCAUGAUCGGGCAGGGUACAUCAAGGUUAAGCGCACAGACUUCAACAGGAAAACAAUUAAGGAGAAAGGAGAAUCAGAAAGGGGACUAUACUUCAUGUAAGAGCAAAGACAAGCUUGAUGAGUCUGAUGUGUAUUCGCCAAAAGGUCCAAAGAAACGGACCUACUCAUUGGUUGAACCAGACAAUCAAACUUCACAAUCCGAAAAAAUUGGCAGAUUAGGUAGAGCUGCUUUAGCUGCUUCUCCACCAAAGUUUCUUAAAGGAAAAACAGAAGAAGAAGAUAGAGAGAGUGUUGCUUCUUCUGUUGGUAGUUGUAGCAUGGACGAUAUGGAUGAUCUCAGUGCUGUCUCUUUCAGUCCCAUUGAAACCGGUAACUCCAGUGACACAGAGUCAUCUUCUUGUGGCUACGGAAGCAUCAAGAAGUUGGGUUUUCCAAGAAAAGGCUCAGAGGCUGAUGAUGUUCAUAGGUUAGAGUUGGAUGCAUACCGAUGCAGCAUCGAGAGACUGCACGCAUCGGGGCCAAUUAUAACAUGGGAACAAGAAACGUGGAUCACAAAUCUCCGUCUGAGACUGAACAUUUCGAAUGAGGAACAUCUGAUGCAGAUAAGAAACCUUAUCUCUGAUGAUAACAGUACAAUAUUCAGAUAGCAGCAUCAAUGUCAACUACAAUUUGUGUUACAUAGAAUAAAAAUUGAGGGUAGGUUGUACAAAUGUCACUCUAUUUUUCAGCCAGGAUAUUUGAAUCUUUUUGUUGUUGUUCCGAGCUUGUAACUAUGUAAAUAUGAAUAUGUU